Molecule: messenger RNA, 2817 nt
Organism: Molossus molossus (Pallas's mastiff bat)
Lineage: Eukaryota; Metazoa; Chordata; Mammalia; Chiroptera; Molossidae
Gene: AQP1
Product: aquaporin 1 (Colton blood group)
Exons: 4
Coding region: 210-1025 (271 amino acids)
Biological process (GO): hyperosmotic response; carbon dioxide transmembrane transport; renal water transport
Cellular component (GO): membrane
Molecular function (GO): ammonium channel activity; carbon dioxide transmembrane transporter activity; glycerol transmembrane transporter activity
Source: RefSeq, a predicted model, not a curated record
CAGUCCAACCGCGGAGCUGUGUCUGCAUCCAUCGAGAGGAGGCCGUGCGGUGUGGGGCGGGCCAGGAGCAAGGAGAGGCCUUCCUCCCUUUGUGCUCCCCCCCCUCCCACCCCCCGGGGCCCUAUAAAUAGGCCCAGCCUGGGCUGUGGCUCAGCUCUCAGAGGGAGUCGAGCACCAGGCAGCGGUCUCCAGCCAAGCCCCCUGCCAGCAUGGCCAGCGAGUUCAAGAAGAAGCUCUUUUGGAGGGCGGUGGUGGCCGAGUUCCUGGCCAUGACCCUCUUCAUUGUCAUCAGCAUCGGUUGUGCCCUGGGCUUCAAUUUCCCGCUGAAGAACAACCAGACGUCAGGUGCCUCCCAGGACAAUGUGAAGGUGUCACUGGCCUUCGGGCUGAGCAUCGCCACGAUGGCCCAGAGCGUGGGCCACAUCAGCGGCGCCCACCUCAACCCCGCUGUCACGCUGGGGCUGCUGCUCAGCUGCCAGAUCAGCGUCCUCCGGGCUGUCAUGUACAUUGUCGCCCAGUGCGUGGGGGCCAUCGUCGCCACCGCCAUCCUCUCGGGCAUCACUUCUUCCCUGCCCGGCAACUCCCUGGGCCGCAACGAGCUGGCCUCCGGUGUGAACUCGGGCCAGGGCCUGGGCAUCGAGAUCAUUGCCACCCUGCAGCUGGUGCUGUGUGUGCUGGCCACCACCGACCGCAGACGCCGUGAUCUCGGGGGCUCGGCCCCCCUUGCCAUAGGCCUCUCUGUGGCCUUGGGACACCUGCUGGCGAUCGACUACACCGGCUGCAGCAUUAACCCUGCCCGGUCCUUCGGCUCGGCGGUGAUCAGCAACAACUUCAGGGACCACUGGGUUUUCUGGGUGGGGCCGUUCAUCGGGGCCGCCCUGGCCGUGCUCAUCUACGACUUCAUCCUGGCCCCGCGCAGCGGCGACCUCACGGACCGCAUGAAGGUGUGCACCAGCGGCCAGGUGGAGGAGUACGACCUGGAUGGCGACGACAUCAACUCCAGGGUGGAGAUGAAGCCCAAGUAGAGGGGCCUGGCCACACAUCCAUGCGGGGACGGGGCAGGGGCGGGCGGAGGGGGGAGGGGUGAAAUCCAUAUUGUAGACACUCUGACGAGCUGGCCAAAGUCACCUGCCGAAGAUCCGCAGGACUUCGUGGCCCAGCCUGAUCUGGGGCUGUUUCUAUCACUUUCUUUCUCUUUCUCUGUUUCCUGGCCUCGGGGCUUCCUGGAGACCAAGGCUUACUACUCACCCGCUCCCCUGAAGUCACAGAGGAGACGAAAGAGAGGGACCCACCUGCUAAGUUGUCCCCUCAGAGUGUGACAGGAGGUUUGUCAGAAAGUCCCCUCAUCCCCGAGGAGCGCACCUGCGGCGGGUGCUGGGCCCCGGAUCACUGCUCUGUCCCUUAGGGCAAGGCCCUUCCCUGCAACGUGCACUUUGCCCCGAGGCUACUUCGAGGGGCCACGCGGGAGCGGUGGACAAGCUUUGUCCGAGCAGCUCGGCUUGCUUCCGGGGCCUCCCUUGGAUGUGUUGCAAGGCCUGGGCAUCGUCCCUCUCUCGGGCCUCAGUGGCCCCUUCUGUAAAGUGGCAGGGACAGAGAGAGCGCUGUGGGCCUGAGGUCCCUGUCUGGGAUUCUGUAAGUGUAGACACGUCGUGGUUCUGGAAGACGGAGUUUGGACCGGCGCCAUGUCUUCCACCUGCACCGGGCUCUUUCCCAAGCAGAGAGCUGUGAGGUGCACACAUGGACAUGGGCCCGCGAGCAUGCAUGUUUCAAAGCAGCAGCCGGUCCAGCCAUGGGACUCUCCCCCCGCGGUGGCUUCACCAGACAGGGCUGCGCUGCCGCAUGAAAGCCAUGUAGAGGUCAAAGGAGGACACUCCUGUUUUCUCACUGAGUUUCAGUUGCUCUUUUCCACCUAGCACCGCAUCAUCUGGACCAUUAUUUGGUCCUCCAUGUCCUCCUGCUGCAGUCGACACGGGGCAGUUUUGCAGGUGUGUGUUUAUUAAGGGACAGUUUGUUAUCCAAAGCCCCGAGCCUGGGGACAGAUGACCGUGAUGUGGCUCAGCCCACGGAAGCAGAUGCCCUUGCUGGACGCUCAGGGGCUUUCCAAGCCCCCAGCUGAUCCUGAGGGGGGAGGAGGAGCAGAUCCCCCUGACUGCUGAGCUCCUGGUUGGAGGCAUUUACGGCAGCGGGGUGACCGGCACAGGCUCCUUGUGUGACCCAGGCCACUGCCUUCCCUCGUCGCUCCCCAGAGGGAGAGUCGGCCUCGAGCCGCAGCCCAAGUGUGGUUCGGAGCACAGGGUCUGUCUCGGGGCAGCUGUCCACACAGUCCAUUCACUUCCACCAGGGCCAGAGCAGGUCCCCAUGUGCCACAGCCGUGCUGGUGACAAAAACUAAGACACAAUACCCAGAUAUCUAGAAGCAGGAGCCUUACCGGUCACCGACACAUCAUGACACCUGCAUGCUCUCUUCCCCAUUCCCCAGCAGGGACUUCUAGCCCAGUUAACAGAGAAGGAACCGAGUCCCCAGCUGCCACAGCUAGAUCAUGACUUGGCCAGGCCUCGCAGCCAAGGCCAUGCCUCUGGCUACUACCUGGACCAUGAGAUUGGCCCCCUCAUCCCAGCUUCUGUUUCUACCGGGGCAGUGGCCGGGGGCAGGAGGGCUGAAGGUCAUGCUGGAGGGGAGGAGGGCAGACCACACCCCUGGCCCGGUCCUUGCUACUGUAUACUAGGACCCUGCUUCUGUCUGCUCUGCAUAUGUGCCUCUUUGGAAUUAGAAUUUCAGUAUAUGUUAAAAAAAUAAAGGAAAAUGGCUUCUAAGGUC